ACCACACCAUCUUCCAAGGGCUUUAAUUUAGUCUGCAGGCUGGGUUCAGUGGAGUCGCUGGAGCUGCAGGUGUAGAGUGUCUGCAGGAAUAAUUCUGGAACAGAAUUCUCUCUUGUAAGCAGAUAAUCAAACAGGAAGCAAUGGGGGUUGAGAAAAUGGAAAUGGACAACAUAGACUCUACAUUAAUGGAGAAGGGAAGGAAACCACCUGCUUCUAAACCUGCAAACAAAUAUGAGAAGCUGUUUCAGCCCUGCCUGGCUGAAAUAGUGGGGACCAUGUUUUUUGUUUUCAUCGGCUGUGUGUCGGUAAUCGAGAAUGUGCCUUCAGCUGGACGGCUGCAGCCAGCGCUGGUACAUGGACUGGCAGUAGCAGUGAUGGUAGCUGCCAUGGAUAAGAUAAGUGGCUCCCAUUUCAACCCUCCCUUUACUAUUGCCAUUUACCUGUGUGGUGGCAUGAAGUCGAUGUUGGUGGUACCCUACUUAAUGAGCCAGCUCAUAGGAGGAGUGCUGGGUGCUGGAAUGGCCAAGAUGAUGACCCCUGCAGAGCGCUACAGGAACUCAACAGGAGCUGCAUUUGAUAUCCUAAAGGCAGAUAGUCAGCUGUCAGGGGCCAUCUUUGGGGAGGUGGCCAUGACCUGCUUGGUCACCAUGGUGGUGCUGCUGGUGGCGGUCAACAGCAAGACCAAAACCCCGUUGGCUCCUUUCCUUGUGGGCUGCACCGUCAUCAUUAACAUACUGGCAGGCGGUGACGUUUCAGGAACGUGUCUGAACCCUGCCCGAGCUUUCGGUCCGGCUGUAAUGGCUAACUAUUGGACCUACCACUGGGUCUACUGGGUGGGACCUUUAGGUGGGGGUCUGUUGGCCGCUGCUUUGCUCAGGCUCAUUCUCGGUGAUGAAGAGUUACGACUCGUUAUGAAGACAUAACAGCGUCAGUAUUGAGGUUUUUUUAUUAUCACCCUGGAUGUGUCAAUAACUCUGUAAACUAUCUAUGUUACAAAAGUGAAUGCAGUUGAUGUGUAGCCUAAGACGUCAUCACUUUGAUGAUUUUUUUUUUUUCUUAAAUGUGAACUUGCUGUUCGUUAUAAAAUAAAGAUGUUGACAUAUCAAA
This is a messenger RNA of Labrus bergylta (ballan wrasse), 1107 nucleotides long. RefSeq names its product aquaporin 8a, tandem duplicate 2 (gene aqp8a.2). Gene Ontology annotation, cellular component: plasma membrane. Gene Ontology annotation, biological process: transmembrane transport; water transport. NCBI's taxonomy places the organism in Eukaryota, Metazoa, Chordata, Actinopteri, Labriformes, Labridae. Gene Ontology annotation, molecular function: water channel activity. The record is from RefSeq and is a predicted model, not a curated record.